AUGAACAGGCGAGGCGAGGCAACAGUGUACAUCCUCAACGGCGAAAGCGGCGAUGCAACAUAUACUCACGUUCCACUGCCUUUCUAUUACCUACACUACAUGAGUACCAGCCCUAGGAAACAUCCGUCAGCUUUUCGACCUAUCCAUACGCAGAAAUCAUCGACACCUGCGCAUGCUUCUCGAAUCCUUCCGCCCGAUUUCUCCGACGACUCAGACCUACCCGAAGACAUAGAUUUCUUGGGAAAUUCUAGCUCGCUCUUCGACCAAUCUCUGAACUCCUCUCCCCCACCGAUCGCCUUCUCAACACCAUAUACAACGCAAAAGCGAGAUUCAGCAAGAAAAACAAACACCAUGGUUCGCGAACGGGAGCCGCCUUCGGGCCAACCGACCUUGAAACCCAACACAACGCCGGAAUUUGGGAAAACAAGCCCUAUCCGUAACCCUCUGAAAGCAAACUCUCAGGUUUUCAAUAUACCGAGACCAGGGCAGGCGAGACCAGAACACCACCGCGAUUCGAAUCGGAUAGCGACGCUGCAUCCGUCGGCAGAGCCUGUGUAUCCCAAAGUCGGACCACGCCCUAGUAAUGCGUCGUCUGUCGAUUCUGACAUCUUUGAGAUCCCAGCAACACAAUUUCAGUCCCAACAUAAGCCGCCUGCGCAAGGCGUUCCCGUUAUGCAGCCUUAUAAUCCUCCGCUUCGACCUCUGCAUCCCCCUCCCAAGCCCAUAUAUUCAUCCAUGGGUCACGCCAAUGGGUUCCAGCCAGUUAAUAGCGGUUUCCAAAAUCCUUUCCACGCAGCCCGAAAGACUGUCAUUUUAGACGACGUUGCACCGAAACGCACUCUCAAUGAGGAUGAGGAUGACUUCGAUCCUGACGCGGAGAUUCAGGCCCAGGGAAAUCACUUUGGCGCUCCAGAUCUUUACGGAUAUGUGGAUCACAACAAGGCGAACGAGAAUAUCAAGGCGCUCUUAGAAGGUGCAUUUGAUGAGGAUAAGAUUCCUCGGACGCGCGGUCGCAAAAAGAAGAAGCAGCAGGAAGACGAUGCGAGCCAGUCACUCGCUGACCGGUUGAAAGCCCUGGAAAUUAAGAAAGACGAGGAGGCUACUGCCGAGGAAAACGAGGAUGACGAAGCUGAAGACGACGGCACAGUAGACGGCAUGAAGGUGAAGCUUCUGCCUCACCAAGUCGAGGGUGUGGCCUGGAUGAUUGAGAAAGAGACGGGCGCCCACAAUAAACGGGCCAAGCUCCCCAAGGGAGGCAUUCUCGCUGAUGAUAUGGGUCUCGGCAAGACUAUACAGUCUAUUGCCUUGAUCCUUUCCAAUCCGCGACCGGAGAAGGGAGUGGAACCCGAGAAUAAGAAGAAUAAGAUCUUGCCCACUGUCGGAAAGAGCACGCUCAUCGUCGCUCCGCUAGCUUUGAUCAAGCAGUGGGAAGGCGAGAUCAAGGAGAGGAUUACCAAAUCGCACAGUCUCAAAGUUCUCGUUCAUCACGGCCCUAGUCGUACAAAGUCAAUCGACAAACUCAAAUCAUACGAUGUCGUGGUCACCACAUAUCAGGUCCUCACUUCUGAGCACAAGACUAGUGGCGAGAGUGUGGAUGGAUCGAAGAAAGGGUGUUUCGGUGUUCACUGGUACCGUGUUAUCUUGGAUGAAGCUCAUUCGAUCAAGAACCGCAGCGCACAGAUGACCAAGGCCUGCUAUGAGCUUCGAUCGCACUACCGGUGGUGCUUGACGGGGACACCGAUGCAAAACAACCUAGACGAGCUCCAAAGCUUAAUCAAGUUUCUGCGCAUUCAGCCGUACAGCGACGUUUCGAGCUGGAAGGAAUCCAUUUCCGGUCCUAUGAAGAACGGAAAAGGCAACCUCGCGAUGCGUCGUCUUCAGAUCUUCUUGAAAGCUUUCAUGAAGCGGCGUACCAAGGAUGUCCUCAAGAAAGAUGGUGCACUGAACUUUGGUGGGAAAAACACGGACGGCGACAAGAAGCCGGCUUUCCAGAUCGUGGCUCGUAAUGUGGAGACGGUCAUUGGAGAGUUCACAGCCAAGGAGCGUCAGUUCUACGAACGAUUGUCCAGCCGUGCUGAAUCUCGCCUCGCUGAGAUGAUGGGUGGCGAGAAACAAGAUUAUAUUGGUGCCUUGGUUCUGCUUUUGCGAUUGCGGCAGGCGUGCAACCAUCCGGAACUUGUGAAGAGCAGCGUCGGGGACGACAAGGAUGCUCUAACAACCGGAUCUAAAUCCAAUGCGCAGUCUGUUCUCCAGACACCACGCAAGCAACAGAGCAACGAUGCCGAUGAUCUUGCUGAUCUGCUCGGAGGCCUUAGUGUGCAAGUCAAACGCUGCGAUAUAUGCCAGAACACACUGAACCGCGAUAAUGCUGCCUCUGGAGCGAUUAGGUGCAACGACUGUGAAGCCGAUCUCAAUGCAUCGGUGAAGAAAGUCAAGAAAGUCAAGAAAGUCAAAAAGGUCAAGAAGCACAAGAAGGAGAUCGAGGUUAAACCGGACGCGUCUCAACCCUCGCGAAACCGCCGCGUCGUCAUGGACAGUGAUGACGAGGAAGAAGAGGGCGAAUGGCUGGUGCCCGAGGAUGAACAGAAUGUGACCGACUUGGGCAAAGCUGGCGGUACUGACGACGAGAAUGCGGAUGGUGGAGGCGAUACGUUAGCCACUGUGGAUUCUGACUCUUCCACGGAUAGCAAUGAGGACACUGUGGGCUCGUUCGUUGUCCACGAUACUGACAGUGAGGAAGAAGCCCCCAUUGCACGCAUGAAGAAGCAGCCCAAAGCGAUCAAGAUCGACGAUGACGACUCUGCUUCCGAAACGGAAGCAGACACUGAGGAUUCUGGAUCUGAGGCCGACUCAGAAGAGGAAGGCGAGUCUGAACUUGGAUACGAUGACUCGGAACUUACGCCUUCGACCAAAAUUCGCCAGCUUCUCGCCAUCCUUGAGAAAGAGACCCCAGAUCACAAGGUCAUUGUCUUCUCGCAAUUCACUUCCAUGCUGGAUCUCAUUGAACCUUUCCUCCGCCGCGAAGCUUACGGGUUUACGCGGUACGAUGGCAGUAUGCGAAACGAUCUGCGCGAAGCCAGUCUGGACAAACUCCGCAACGACAAGCGUACUCGUGUACUACUUUGCAGUUUGAAGUGUGGUAGUCUGGGCCUCAACUUGACAUGUGCCAGCCGCGUCGUCAUCAUGGAGCCUUUCUGGAAUCCUUUCGUCGAAGAGCAAGCCAUUGACCGAGUCCACCGCCUUAACCAAACCGUCGACGUAACCGUCUAUCGCCUCUCCAUCCACAAUUCAGUCGAAGAGAAGAUUCUCGCCCUCCAAGAAUCAAAACGCAAGCUAGCCGCCGCAGCGAUCGAAGGUGGCAAGGCCAUCGGCAAGCUAGACAUGCGUGAUAUCCUGGCACUUUUCAAGCGUGACGCCGAGUUCAAAGAUGAGCAUGUCGACGAUCCGCACGAUGCUCAUCUAUACACCAAAACUCGCGUCCUGGACGAGUCAGGAGCUGUUAUUGGCAGCGAAGGCUCCAGCGAGACGACCGAGGACCGGAGAAUGGGUAGUGGAAGGAAGGCUGGGAGUCUGGGUUUGAAGAAGAAGAGGGCCGAGGAUAGUGUUUGGGGCCGUCGUUGA
Molecule: messenger RNA, 3621 nt
Organism: Periconia digitata
Lineage: Eukaryota; Fungi; Ascomycota; Dothideomycetes; Pleosporales; Periconiaceae
Source: the annotation of a GenBank genome assembly